Messenger RNA from Durio zibethinus, 1730 nucleotides. RefSeq names its product syntaxin-32-like. Lineage: Eukaryota; Viridiplantae; Streptophyta; Magnoliopsida; Malvales; Malvaceae. Gene Ontology annotation, cellular component: endomembrane system; Golgi membrane; SNARE complex. Gene Ontology annotation, biological process: endoplasmic reticulum to Golgi vesicle-mediated transport; vesicle fusion; intracellular protein transport. The record is from RefSeq and is a predicted model, not a curated record. Gene Ontology annotation, molecular function: SNAP receptor activity; SNARE binding.
CUCAAAUGCAAAAAAUUACCUUAGGAGAUCAUUUACGCGGCUUACCCAUCGGCCAUUGGCCCCAAAAUCUUCUGCCAAGCUCUUUCCUCCAUUUCGGAUGUAUCGCUUCGUUACCUGCUAAAGCCACACCCGAAAUUCGUUGGGUUCAAUUUCACCCUCCGAUCGCAUUAAUGUGAUGAAAAGAAGCUUACACGUCACAAAUUAUAAGCGUUUAUAUCGAUCUCGAUCUAGAUCUAACGCUUCAAUUUCGUCUCCUCUUGAAAAUUGGACCAUAUUCGAUAGCGUUUUCUUCCAAAUUAAGGUCGAUCUGGAAGAUUAGGGUUUCAGAUCUCUCCAAUUCGAACCUUUCCGUUUUCCUUUUUCUUAGGGAAUCAAAUGCUAGGCUAGGGAUUUUGCGAGUGUUUUUUGGAGAUCGGGGAGGUUAACAAAAAAAUGCCUGUAAAAGUGGUUCAAUCGUCAGUUAGGGAUCGGACGCAAGAAUUUCAGAGCGCAGCAGAGAGUUUAAGGAAGUCGUUCUCGUCUGGGCCGGGCCAAAAUGGACUGAGUAGCAGUACGUCUAGAGCGGACGAACAGAGAUCUAUGGUUGCGCAUCAAUCGGAGUUUAAUAGGAGGGCUUCUAAGAUUGGAUUUGGGAUUCAUCAGACUUCGCAUAAGCUUUCAAAUUUAGCAAAAUUGGCCAAGAGGACUUCAGUUUUUGAUGACCCUACUAUGGAAAUCCAGGAGCUUACUGCAGUUAUCAAGCAGGAUAUCACUGCACUUAAUUCUGCAGUGGUAGACCUUCAGCUUUUCUGCAAUUCUAGAAACGAAGGUGGUGUCUCCAGUGACACUUCUAGUCAUUCAACCACAGUCGUUGAUGACUUGAAGAAUCGCUUGAUGAGUGCCACGAAAGUGUUCAAAGAAGUCCUCACCAUGCGAACAGAGAAUUUAAAAGUUCAUGAGAAUAGAAGACAGUUAUUUUCUUCUGCUUCAAAAGAUUCUCCAAAUCCUUUUGUACGGCAGCGCCCCCUGGCUGUCAAAUCAGCAGCUGGAGCUUCAAACAACCUUCCUCAAUGGGCUAAUGGGUCUGCAUCUUCAUCACAGUUGUUUCCCAGAAAGCAGGUGGAUGCGGAGAGUCAGCCAUUGUUUGCGCAGCAACAGCAGCAGCAGCAGCAACAACAAAUGGUUCCAUUGCACGACAGUUACAUGCAGAGCAGAGCUCAAGCUCUUCAAAAUGUAGAAUCUACUAUUCAUGAGCUAGGCACCAUCUUCAACCAGCUAGCUACUCUGGUUUCUCAGCAAGGAGAGAUAGCUAUCAGGAUUGAUGAGAACAUGGAUGACACCUUAGCGAAUGUGGAGGGAGCGCAGGGAGCUUUGCUCAAGUACCUAAACAGCAUAUCAUCUAACAGGUGGCUUGUGAUCAAGAUAUUUUUUGUAUUGAUUUUUUUCCUUAUGGUUUUUCUAUUCUUUGUGGCAUAGUCAAUAAAGCGAGAUGGCAGGCUGGUUGAAAAGAGAAAAAGAGAAUGAUAUUGCCUUUUCUUACUGUUCUGGUCUUUUCAUAUAUACCAUCUUUUUUGCUUUAAGCAACAAUUCAGUCCUGCUGGGUUGUGAUUGGAGCCAUUUUUAUUGCUGUGAUGUAUCAUGUAUAUGUACGGGUACAUGUAAAUUACACGGUGUUGGAAACAGUGAGAAUGGUAGAAGCUAUUCCUUUUUUUUUUAUUUAUUGUGGUGUUAUUUGAAAGAAUGUUUCCUAA